This is a messenger RNA of Saitoella complicata NRRL Y-17804, 2820 nucleotides long. RefSeq lists its product as uncharacterized. The record is from RefSeq and is a predicted model, not a curated record. Gene Ontology annotation, molecular function: catalytic activity. The coding region runs from base 1 to 2820 and encodes 939 amino acids. Gene Ontology annotation, cellular component: cytosol; alpha,alpha-trehalose-phosphate synthase complex (UDP-forming). NCBI's taxonomy places the organism in Eukaryota, Fungi, Ascomycota, Saitoellomycetes, Saitoellales, Saitoellaceae. The transcript is spliced from 5 exons. Gene Ontology annotation, biological process: trehalose biosynthetic process.
AUGACAACUUUCGUGGCCUCUCUGUUCUUGCCUCAUACGAUUUCGUUUGAUCUGAAUGAUGCGAAGGGAGAGGACAAUUCGCUGCCUACUCCGGCCAACUCCUUGCCAGUUCCGAACCUGUUGGUGACUUUGGGAUCUGCCGUUCCAUCGCCUCCAGCAACACCUGGUGUUGAUGCUCCAACAACGGAGUUCUUCUUCCCUAGUAUUGGUGCUACCUUAACGCCCGCACAGAGAGGCCGACCUGGAAUGAAACGUAUGCUCACUCAACCUCGUUCCCGGGCUUCCUCCCCUCCUCCUCCAAAUAUUGCGCUGGGCAAGGCUGCAACCUUAGAAGGCAUUCCGAAGCCCUUUACCCACCAGAUGAGGCGUCGUCGUCAGUCUUCAGUAGACGAAACUACUCUCUUCGCCACCGCGAACUGGACGGUUGAGCCUUCUGAUCUCGGCAACGGUGGGCUGAAGAACGCUAUCCGCGCCGGCGAGGAAGAGGGCAAACUCUCAAAUCGCGUCUGGGUUGGAACUCUGGGCAUGCCUACUGACGCUCUACAGGAAGAGACCAAGAAGAGUGUUGAGGUGCUCAUGCAGAAGAACCAGGGUUGUCUUCCCGUAUGGGUGAAGGACAGUGAUUUCGAGGGCACUUAUGACCAUUUCUGCAAGCAGAUUAUUUGGCCGAUGUUUCACUACCAGAUCCCUGAUGAGCCUAAGAGCAAGGUUUAUGAGGAUCAGUCUUGGAAGCACUACGUUGCCCUCAACCAGGCGUUCGCUGAUGCUAUUAUCGCUCAGUACAAGAAGGGUGACACUAUCUGGGUGAACGACUACCAUCUUUUGCUGGUUCCGGGAAUGAUCCGCAAGGCUAUCCCUGAUGCCAUCAUCGGCUUCUUCUUGCACGUGUCUUUCCCAUCCUCCGAGGUCUUCAGGUGUUUCGCUGUUCGUGAGCAGUUGCUUCGGGGUAUGCUCGGAUGCACGGUCAUUGCUUUCCAGACUAGUGAGUAUGCUCGUCACUUCUUGCAGACCUGCUCUCGUUUGCUCCGUUUGGAAGCUUCUUCGGAGGGCGUUUACCUGGACGACAGGUUUGUCUCGGUCAAGAGCGUGCCCCUUGGUAUCGACCCCGGAGCACUCCAGAUGAAACGCGAGGAGAAGGAAGUUCAGGACUGGGUUAAGCUUCUUAGAGAGCGCUACGAGGGUAAGCGCAUCUUGGUCGGUAGGGACAAGUUCGACCACGUCCGUGGUGUCAAGCAGAAGUUGUUGGCCUACGAGAUGUUCUUGGCGAACUACCCCGAGUUCAGGGACAACACUGUUCUCAUCCAGGUGGCCACCUCGACGACCGAGAACCGUGAUUUGCAGACGCAGGUUACGGAUAUUGUUACGAGAAUCAACUCUACUUACGCCAACCUGACGCACACGCCAGUUAUCUUCUUGCACCAAGAUAUCACGUUCUCGCAGUACUUGGCGAUGUUGACGAUCGCUGAUGCCUUGAUCGUUACUUCAUUGAGGGAAGGAAUGAACUUGACGUGUCAUGAGUACGUCUUCUGCCAGAGCCAGACGAAGCACCCCUUGGUACUGUCCGAGUUCACUGGAUCCGCAGAUGGAUUCGGUAAGGACGCAGCGAUCUUAUGUAACCCAUGGGACUACAAGGGUACUGCGAAGGCCAUCCACAAUGCGUUGACGAUGUCGAAGGAGGAGAUGGAGUGCAGAUGGGAGAAGUUGAACGAGUGGGUGCUCACGCAUACUGCUGUCGGAUGGGUCGCUACUUUCCGCAAGCACCUCGAGGCUGCCUACGUCGAGGCUACCAGCAGUGGCGCAUCUUCCAUCCCUCGUCUUUUGAUCGAGCCUCAUAUCAAGAGAUACCACCAGUCCAGGAAUGGUAGGUUCUUCUUCGUCGAUUAUGAGGGAACUACCGGAACCUGGGGUGACCCGCGUAACAGCGUCAUCACUUCACCUCAAGUCUUGAUUGACGCGCUGAAUGAGCUCGUUGCGGAUCCGUUGAAUGUGGUGUACCUCACUUCUGCGCAUGGUCCGGAGGAUCUUGAGGCGUUGAUGAGGCGUGUGCCCAAGUUGGGAUUGGUCGCCGAGAAUGGAUGCUACGUCCGUCCUUUUGGUCGACAGGACCACAAGGACUGGGUGCGCUUGGCGAAGGAGGAUGACUUUGCCUGGCACGGAGCUGUGAAGCAGAUCUUUGAGUACUACGCCGAGCGUACUCCCGGUGCCCGCGUCACCGAGAAGAACUCUGGCUUCAUCUUUGACUACUCGAAUGCUGAGGACAACUCGCUUGCUGCUCGCCAAGCUGGUGAAAUCAUCAACCAUGUCAACGAUGCUUGUGCCGGACAAACCGUCCAUGCGGUUCCCGGCGAGGGCGUCGUUGUCGCCGAACCCACCACGGUCUCCAAGGCUAAGGCCGCCGAGUAUUGCUGGUCAUUGCUCGACGGACGCAAGAUGGACUUCUUGUGUGUUGCCGGAGACGACAGGACUGACGAGGACGUCUUCCGCUGGGCCAACGAGCUCGAGAAGACUGGCGCGGUUGAAAGUGUCUUGAGCGUUAGUAUCGGAGAGAGGAACUUUCCACGCUUCGACCCUAACCCUAUGGGGCAGCCUCACGUGCACGCAAAACUUUUAAAGCGGGCAGUCAGGAUCGAAGCUGCUUCACCUCAACCAUGGCCUUCAUGCCGGUCGAAUAGACUCCUAGACGUCGCUACUCCUAAUUGCUUCGGCAAGGUGGACGGGACACAGGGAGUAAACAACGGACGGUCAUAUUUCUAUGGGAGCUUAACAGGUCAACUACGAACACACCGCUCUCUCAUCACGGAGGAGUCAACUAGGCUCUGA